Molecule: messenger RNA, 6635 nt
Organism: Spirodela intermedia
Lineage: Eukaryota; Viridiplantae; Streptophyta; Magnoliopsida; Alismatales; Araceae
Source: the annotation of a GenBank genome assembly
AUGGCUCAGUCUGGUUUGCAUUCUGCAAAUAAUUUUUUUAUUCCUGAUAUUAUCAUAAAAAUUCCACUAGAUAUUGUCUAAUCUGCAUAAUUCACCUGGGAUGUCUGAUGAAACUACUUUGACGUUAUUUGAGCCAUUCACUUUGACCGUGUCUGCAAACAUGCUCGUCUGUAAUUAUCUUUCUUCAUUCAUACAUUGACUUUAAUUAAAAUUUCUCAUCACCGGAAAACAAGAUCAGAAUCUCUGUAUGUAUUCUCCGGUGCCGCAAUGAGCACAUUAAUUACUUUUGGAUUAUUAACAGACCUGGUGCUUCUUUUCGUUUCUGAUUGCCUGUCCGUUAGUUAUUUCAAUGCAAAAACUACUUUCGGUACGUACAUGGCUAGAUCCUAUCAGUUUUUUAAAACAAAAACAGAUCAAAUUCUCAGAGUUGCUGGAAACUUUCUUUUUCGGAGUUGCGAUAUCUGGAACUCUUUGUGCUGACAGUUCGUAAAGUCCUGAAUGAAGUUAUGCACUGUCAUGUUCGUACUGAAAGAUAACACGAGGAUAAGUUUAAUUCAUUUUUCCAAAUUUUAAAACAUUCAAAUUUCAUUCUAUUAUUGAUGCGUGUGAAUCACUUUCUUCAAGUUGUGAUGCUUCUCUGGUAAAUUGUUUUAUUGUAGAUUAUACAGCAGAGCAGGAGAUGGAAAUUGAAGCGCUGGAAGCCAUUCUUAUGGAUGAGUUCUCAGGUUUGUGUUUGUUAUGAAGUCGUAAUGUUCCAAGUAUUUUGAUUCUUCAGUCAAUUAUAUUCAAGCAAGUCGUCAGAAUCGUUGACUAUGCUGUUGACUGGAUCAUCUGCCAGAAAUAGACUCGAGGGAGAGUGGCUUGGGUACAGAUGGUCGUUGUUUCCAAAUAUUGCUGUCUCCUCAGGUGAUUAUUGUUAUUUCGCUCUCAUUUGUUGAUCCUUAUGACUGUCAAAAAUGAAAAAGACAGAAGUCAUUCCUCCCCGUGUCUUGCUCAUUUUAUCUAUAUGCGACAUAUAAUCAAAUCGUAAUCCAUCCUGAUAAAUCUGGGAUUGGAUAGAGCAUGGUGUGAAUAAAAAAAAAAUUAAAGUCGCAUCAACUUGAUUUUAGCCUUAAGCACUCUUUUCAUCCCUCAUCAACUUUUUCCGUGUGUUUUGUGGCUUAAGUUACCCUUUUGUUUCCAAUUAUCUUCUGCUCUAGGAGAAAAGACAGAUUCUCGGUGGUCCUAGAUCAAUCAUAUAAAGUUUAUGAUUGAUUGGAUGAAAUGUAAUGCCUAUUACAUAUAUAUAUAUAUUAAAUUUGCUAAUUAUUCAUUUAUUUUGAUGAACAGGAUGAAGAUGAUGAGGAGGUGAAUCACAUUAGAGGUCUGUUCGUUUAACUUAUUCAAGACUUUGGUGUCUAUCUUAUUGUAGGGCAAGCAUAGCUUCCAAUUCUGAGUUCUAUCAAAACUUGAUUAUGAAGUUUAGUAUUUUGACCAUUCGCCAUAUCAUUCUGAAUUGGGGACAAUAAAACUAAAUGAUAUACAAAGUGAAAAAAUAACAAAACCAUGGCUUUAUUUUUAUUACUCUAAUAUACAGAAGGAGAAGGGGAAGGUUAGUACAUAUCACAACACUGGAGUUUUUGGAUCAAUUUGGAAUUGGCUACUUUGAAAAAAAAAAUCUACAGACCUAAAACAAGCUGUCUACUCAACAAAUCGAGGAUGUGUCAUCUAACACGUCUUCUUUCUGAAACUUUUUUAUUCUUUCCAAGCACAAACUCUGCUCAAUCUCAGAUUGGGAUGCUAAGGAGUUAUAGAUUGACUUUGUGUUACUGUGCCCGUCGAUAUGAUCAACUGGGUCUUUUGACUGGAUCCAAGGGGAGUUCCCCCUUGUUCUUUUAGGAUGUGCAAGUUGCUAUUGGGUCAACUUUCUACAUGGUGUCUAUUCUUCAUUCUCCAAGAGAUCACUGUCCAUAAUGCGUUAAUCUUUCCUGCUUCUAAUUCCAACAUAUACUGUUGAUUUUGUCAGAUUAUAAGAAAUGGGUCAAUUAAAGUGAUUGGUUGGGUUAGUUAUCACUUUUCUCUGCCCAUUGAAAGAGUUUGGCAUUUUAGAGCAAUUAUCACAUGAAAAUAAUUACAAGAAACUUCCAAAUAUUUUUCAAAUAAUUUUUUAAUCUAUUUUUAGGUUUCUCCAGUGAUACAGACCAUAAUCUCAUUUUGACUGUUGGUACUUACGACUAUAAGAAGGCAUGAGUGUUUUAUGAUCAUACAAAGUUAUCAAAAUAAUUUGUUCUAGCUAGUUCAUGAUGAACAUUUAUAAGAACACAUUGGGCGAUUUUGUGUACGCACGAGUGUUAUCAGACCUUGUUAUCCUCUAAGUGGAGUAAACCUUCUUAAAGUAACAGAGGUCUAAAAAAAUGUUGUUUUAGCAAUCUUAAUUUACUUAAGUGUUUUAAGUGAAAUCCGAUUGGUAUGAUCCUACUUAUUUGUUUGAAAAAUCACCUGAAGCCAAGUAUGGUUUUAUUAUUAGCUCUUCUUUCUUGUUCAAUCUUGUACUUUUUACCUUGUAAAAAUACUGUAAACUCCAUACACGAGAGGACAAGGGGACGAUCUUGCAAACUUAUCUCCUAAUUAAUGUGAUUAGUCAUAGAUUCAUAGAUUCACCCAUAUAUUUGAAGUCAUAGGUUCAUUGGCUACGUUGAUUGAUCUCCACUGUCCCCUAUAACUUGAUUUUUUCUUUGUGUUGGCAACAUCAGCGAUUUUAAAAUGACCCGUGCUAUUUCUACUUAUUUCUACUUACGGACAUAAAACACAGAUGUGAAGUUUUACCUAAUGAAGAUACAUAAUAGGUCUUUCUCCUAUGGAGUUAACUCGCAGAUUCCCAGUGCAAUGGUCCAAUGGUCUAUCGUCAGAUUUACUGGGAAAGUUUAUAACUUUUUUGCACGUAGUCUCAGAAUACUAGUGCAAGUGUGACCCCAUACUUCGCUCAAUUUUCUUCUGCAGCUCAACUUGCAUUGAUUUUCUCACACACCACAAAUUAUCCAGAUGAACCACCUCUUCUUAAUCUUAAAAGGUAAGCCCAUUAUGUAAAAGUUUUUGAGCUUCAAUUUAAGUAUUUUUAAGUCAUUUUCCUAUGACGAAUUGACUAGAGAAUUCCCCCCUGAUCUGCUAGUGACUAUAUCUGUGCAGUAUACGAGGACUUAAACAGGAAGAUCUUGCUAAACUAAAAGAAAAACUUCAGCAAGAGGUAUUCACCCAAGUUCUCCAUUUUCUAGUGUUUGAUAGAUUUGUUAGACUGUUUAUUUGGUGUUGUAGAAAGAGGAGAAAAUUAGGUUAAAAUUCGUAGCCUCCUCCACUCCUAUCUAAAUGUAGAGAGCUGGGACCAGUACAAGUUGAGACGUAAUAUAGGCUUAUUGGGCCCAAAUUCUAAAUGAUGCACUAUCCCACUAACAAGAGAUUAGGCCUGUUGGGUUCAUAUUCUAAUUGACUCUUUAGCACUCCGUCAAGCUAGAGUAAUUAAUUAUAUCGAGUUUUUCUUUUCCAUACCUAAAACACCUAGGUCGUUACUUUGUAAAGUAUGCACAAAACAAGGCAUAAAUGUUAGAGCUAAAGUCUAAGCUGAAGUUGAGGCAUUAUAUGCCAGAGCUGAAGCUGGAGUUGCAAACCUCAGAGUAGAAGAGAUAUUAGUGUUCAAGCUGAAAUAUAAUAGCCAGAAUGUUAGAAACAAUCAUUAAAGUUGGAGGAGAUGUCAGAAUUACUAACUGAAAAGUAGAGGCUGGUGACAGAACCGGGUUACGAGAUGUAAAACUGAAGCCAAAACUGUAUAGUUUGACAUAGAUGCUGGAUUAUCUGAUACCGGAGAAACUGGUGCAGUAUAGGCUAACAUUGAACAUGGAAUAGCAGACGACGGUGUUGGUGCUGAAGCAUUAAAGGCUGGAGUUGAGAAGGGUUCCAUGGUACAAUUUUCUCCCUUUUUGUUUCUUGAAGAAGAUGACUUACAAGGAAGAUGUUAGACAUUGGUUAAAUUGGAGAUUUGGCGGAUUCGGUCGGACCUGCAAUAUCAUGUAUCGUGAUGGUCAUUGCAUGCACUUGGAUUGUGAAGUUGUGGUCUCUUGUGGCGGCUCGUGACGCUUGUGCUAUGUAGUUGCAGCUUCCUGCGAUGAUGCGCAUUAAAAUUGCAACCAUGCAUGUCUUGUGGUUUCCUAAUCGGUAUCUUAUAACAGCCAAGCAAUAACAGCUUCCCGUGCAAGGUUCCGACAAUGAAAGAGACACCGGAGAUCGAGAGAGAGGAAGAAAUUAUUAGCGACAUAGUAUCAGUCGAGGUAUACAGGUCUAGGUGUGGUUGCCGUCAUCGCCCUCAGAAAAUGGAGAGCUUGAGGCUAGUAGUAGCAACAUCAACAGCAACUUGACAAACUUGCGAAAUUCUAUCCCUAAACUCUGGUACUAUGUUAUAAAUAGAAGAAAAAAUUAGAUUAUAAUUCGUUAUCCCCCUACUCACCCAUUUGCAUAUGGAGAGAGGAGGAACUAAUAUACCAUGAGAUCUAAUAUGGCGUUAAUGGUCGCAUAUUCAAUAUUGUUCAUUACCGCACUAAGAUGAGAGUAGGCCUAUUGGGCAUGUAUUCCAUUAGAAUCUCUGACUGUGGAUGCUACGAGUUUUGGAUUAUUUGGAAAGUUCUUGAUGAAUAGUGAGAAUUAGUUGUUUACCAACGGGGAAUAUGUGCUCUUAUCUCAGUAAGAGCGUUGUACGUACUCUCUGUGCGGAUAGAUGAUUCCUUCUUCAUUUUUUUCGGAAAUAAACAUACGGAACGUAUACAUGUGCAUUUCCCUCUGGAAAAAAAAUAAAAUCUAUAUGCACCGACCCACUUUGGAAAACAUUGCAGCUUAAAACGUGUAAAUGUUUUCUUGGCCGAUUCUCUUGGACUGUGGUGCACUGUCACUCUGAGAUGGCACGAAAUGGGAUCAGCCUAUAAUUUAAUCCUCUCGAGACUCAAAAUCUUUUGAGUCUAUUUGAACUUCAGAUUAUUUUUUUCUGGGCAUUGUUAGCUUACAGGUCAGCGUAAAAGGGUAAGGCGGAUAUAUACAGGAGAGCAGGAGAGCAGGAGAGCAGGAGAGCAGGAGAGCAGGAGAGCAGGUGUAGGAGAAGUGUUCACUUUGAUCACCUUGUCGAUUCGUAACCUUAGCUGUCUCCUCGAGCUUUCUGUAGGGUGCCUUAUUCACUGAAAUUCAAUGUUGGGUGUAAGUGAUCUUGUAGUUUUCUAUCUCAUACUCUGUAAAUAUUGAAAUAAAAGGUGGAUAAAUCUCUCUUACUUUCAUAUGGUCAAAUAUUUUUUGUCCGGCAUUUCUAAAUGCUUACCUAAGCCCUGCAGGCAUCAGAGAAUCUUGGGAUGGCUAUGGUCUACACUCUUGUUACUUCUGCUAAGGAGUGGCUGACAGAAAAAUUUGGACAAGAUGAGACUGUCGAGGAUGAUGAUGAAGAUGAUUCGGCUAAAGAAGAUGUAUGGCCCCAUCCUCUGAACUUUUUUUUUUUUGGUCCAUUUGUUCUGAUACAUCUUCUCCGUUAAAUUUUUCCAUGAUUUAAUUGCUUAGUUUUUGAAGCACCGAUCGAAAAAUGUUGUAUUGAGUAAUAAUGAGUUAAUCCUCGUCUUCAUGCCUACCACUCUGUUAUUUUCCUUGCCUGAGAGAUGUAUCUUGGAUGGUAAACAUAUGAGAUCGUGAUGUGCUGGUAUGUCUGUGCUAGUCUUCAUGGUCGCUUGAUGGGUGUUGAAAAAAGGCGUGUGCUUUCUCGUAUUUCACCCCUCGCUAACGGUGCCCCUGUCCCCCAUCUCAGAUAAUUAUCCCGCAUGGCGAGCCUGUCACCGUGGAAACGUUCAUGGCAUGGAGGGAGCGAUAUGAAGCCGAAUUGGCGCUUGAGAGAGCCAAGUAAGGGCCGCCGAGCGUCUGUAUGCCAUGAGGCAUCAUGAGGUUUCUUAAUAUAGCAAAAGUUUAGGCCCUGUAUGCUAUGCGGCAUAUUUUUGAGGAUCGUUCCCUCCCACCCAGCUGAAAGGGUUGCGCUCCGUUUCCAGGUUGAUGCCGGAGUCCGCCCUGGUAGCACCCAAGGAGAAGAGGCUCACGGGCAGACAGUGGUUCGAGAGUGGAAGAGCGGCGACGGUAAUCUCCUUGCUCCCCUCUGAUAACUCGGUGUGGACGUCUUUGUCGGUUUGCUGCAUCUCGAGCUGGUUGGUUGAGAUGUCCCUGCCCGCCCACCCAUCCCCCCACCCUUUCCUGCGAUGGAAUCUCUUCCUGAUCUAGCCGGAUCUUUUGAGCGCUUAUUAAAUAUUUACGCGGGCGGAUGAAUGCGCUCAUCUGUUUGUUUUUUUCUUACCUUGCUCCAGAAAGGCGCGGUGGCCGUCGCAGAAGGGUCCGAGGAGGAAGAGGAGGAAGAUGUUGACUUCGAGGACGACUUCGAGGGUGGGUCUCCCAGCCCUUUUGUUUUUUGGUUGGCGGUCAAUCUAUCUCCGCGCUCCUCCUCAUGGGUUUUAGCAUCCCACGGGUCUCUCCCUCUGACUACUUUGCUUGUGCGAUCGGUGUGGAGUGCAGAUGAAGACGACAUGCUCGAGCACUACCUGGCGGAGAGGUCGGACCAGUCCUCCGACGGCUCUAGGAGGGGAUCCAGAUUCUGA